AUGGUGACGACUCGCAGCGGAGGGAGAGGUGGAGGGAAGCGCGGCCGCGGCGCGAAGCGCCCGGCGGCAUCGUCCUCCCUGCUGCUCUCGCCGACCAAGCGCGGCAAGGCGAAGAAGGCGUCGGAGGCCUCCGUGCCCGAAGCUGGGGCGGCGCCGGCGGCGGGGACGCGCUCGGGCCCCGUACCGUGGGCGAAGCUGCUUUCGCAGCGCUCGCAGUCGCAGACCCCCCAUGUUCCUAUCUUUGGCAACCAAAUUUCUGUUGGUAACGAUAAAAACAGUGACAUAUGGUUGGAUGACCAAACUAUUUUUCAGCAUCCUCUAAGGGGUAAUGAAGUUACUGCUGGAUCGGCUGGAGAGAAUAACCAGAGGGUAGUCGGAUCUGCUCUUGAAAAUCAGAGCGAUUGCAUCAGGUCUAGUCCAUCAGCUUCUUUGCCUCCGAGCGGAUGGCAAGCUUUUAAGGAUGGACUGAAACAAGAGAUUCUGAGCCCAAAGGAUAUUGACGUAACCUUUGAUAAUUUCCCAUAUUAUCUCAGUGAGAGCACAAAGGAGAUACUCUUAUCAUCUGCAUUCAUACACAUGAAAAAGAAGUCUAGGAAAUUCUUACCAAAACUUUCACCUUUAGACCAGCGAAUUCUGUUAUCUGGCCCACCAGGGUCUGAAAUUUACCAGGAAAGAUUGAUAAAGGCACUUUCAAAGCGUUUUGAUGCUAGACUUCUGAUACUUGAUUCUCUUAUGCUGUGUGGUACGUCUUCUAAGUUUGGAGAGUCCAUGAAGGAUGUCCGGAGGGAUGUUGCACCUUCUAGUUCAGGAGAUGAUAUUGUGGGGACAUCCAACAGACACACUUUCGAAGAAGGUGAUUGGGUAGAGUAUACUGGUACUAGUUCAUUAAAUCUGGCACCAAGGGGCCCUUCUUGUGGUUCUCGAGGCAAAGUGGUGCAUGCUUUUGGAAAAAACUGGUCCUCCAAAGUUGGAGUUAGAUUUAACAAUCCUGUAACUGAUGGUAAUGAUCUUGGAGGUUUAUGCGAGGAAAAUCAUGGCUUCUUUUGUCAUGCUUUGGAACUUCGGUCAGACUCUUCUGGUGGAGGAGUUGAUAGCAUUGCUUUAGGAAAGUUAAUUGAGCUCAUUUCAGAAGAAAGUGUUAGCGUGAGGCUUAUUGGGCUGCUAGCCGCAUGGGCCUAG
Molecule: messenger RNA, 1179 nt
Organism: Miscanthus lutarioriparius
Lineage: Eukaryota; Viridiplantae; Streptophyta; Magnoliopsida; Poales; Poaceae
Source: the annotation of a GenBank genome assembly